Molecule: messenger RNA, 5120 nt
Organism: Manis javanica (Malayan pangolin)
Lineage: Eukaryota; Metazoa; Chordata; Mammalia; Pholidota; Manidae
Gene: TARBP1
Product: tRNA guanosine 2 -O-methyltransferase TARBP1
Biological process (GO): tRNA methylation
Molecular function (GO): tRNA (guanine) methyltransferase activity; RNA binding
Source: RefSeq, a predicted model, not a curated record
AACAACACCGGGUAGCCUGUAAGCCACCUCCCUGCAAGAGUGCGCCCGGGCGUCGCGCACGCGCACGCACUCGCGCACGCCGGACCCUUCCUCUGGGCGCCUGGAGUCGGCGGCGCGCGCACGGCAAAUGGAGUGGGUGCUAACGGAAGCGCUUCUCUCGCAAAGCCGGGACCCUCGGGGCCUGCUUGAGACGCUGUGCCGCGGGGAGGCGUCCGCGGAGCGCGUGGAGACGCUGCGCUUUCUUCUGCAGCGGCUCGAAGACGAGGAGGCGCGCGGCGGCGGCGGGGGCGCGCUCCCGGAAGCGGCGCGCGAGGUCGCCACCAGCUAUUUGGUGCCGCUGCUGCGGGGCCUGCGCGGCCGCCCCGCUGGCGCCCCCGACUCCGGGCAGCCGGCCACCCGCAGCCCGCGCGUGCUGAGGGCGGCGGGCGCGGCCUUGUGCUCGUGCGUCCGCCUCGCCAGGGGCUCGCAGCUGGCCGCCGCUCUGGCUGAGGAGGCGCUUCGCGACCUGCUCGCCGUGCGGCCCGCGCCCGGUCUCGCGGGGGCCGUGGAGGUGCUGGCGGCCGUCGGGCCCUGUCUGCGGCUCCGCGAGGACGGGCCGCUGCUGGAUCGGGUGGCGCAGGCCGCCGUCGCCCUGGCGCUGGGCGGGGACGCGGCCGGGCCGGCGGAGGACGCGGCGGCGCUGGUGGCCGGGCGGCUGCUGCCGGCGCUGGGCCAAUGCGGUGGGGCGGCCCUGCGGGCCGUGUGGGGUGGCCUAGUGGCGUCAGAGACGCCCUCGGGGCCCGGCCGCAUCGGGCCAAGGCUUCUGGUGCUGAGCGCCCUAGCCGAGAAGUUGCUGCCCGUGCCGGGCGUGCGCGGGGCGUGCCCGGACGCGCGGCGCUGCUGGCGCUUCUGGAGGACGGUGCAGACGGGGCUGGCCCAGGCCGAGGACGCGCUGGCGCGCAAGCAGGCGCGCCACCUGCUGCAGAGAGCGGUGGAGGUGUCAGCGGAGCUGGGGGCCGACUGCGCUUGCGGCCCGCCGGAGGGAAAUGGCCCAAGUCUGUUUUGGUGGUCUGAGAAGAAAAAAGAUGAGCUUCUAAAAUUUUGGGAAAACUAUCUUUUAAUUAUGGAAACUCUAGAAGGAAAUCAGAUACAUGUUAUAAAGCCAGUUUUACCAAAGCUAAACAAUCUGUUUGAAUAUGCAGUGUCAGAGGAAAAUGGAUGUUGGCUCUUUCACCCAUCCUGGCAUAUGUGUAUUUAUAAAAGAAUGUUUGAAAGUGAAAAUAAAAUUCUGAACAAAGAAGGUGUGUUUCAUUUUCUGGAGCUGUAUGAAACAAAGGCCCUUCCAUUUUCACCAGAGUUUUCUGAGUUUAUUAUUGGACCAUUAAUGGAUGCACUUUCAGAGAGCUCUCUAUAUAGCAGGUCCCCAGGCCAGCUGAUAGGAAGUGAUUCUCCAUUGGGAUUGAAAUUACAGAAGUUUUUAGUCAGCUAUAUUUCUCUUCUUCCAGAAGAAAUAAAGAAUAGUUUCCUGUUAAGUUUUAUUCAGAAGAUGACAAGUAGACAUUGGUGUGCUGUUCCUAUUUUGUUUCUAUCUAAGGCUUUGGCACAUGUCCCAAGAUGUAAAGCCUUGGAUGUAGAAGGGCUUUUUGCUCUCAGAGAUGUUCUUCAGUCUACUAUGAUCACACAUCAGAUACUACUGAGAGGAGCAGCUCAAUGCUAUCUUCUUCAGACAGCUAUGAACUUGGUAGAUGUGGAGAAAGUGUCAUUUUCUGAAGUCUCAGCUUUUCUCAUGUCUCUGAGACAAGAGGAGUCCUUAGCACGAGGAACUUCGUUGUGGACAGAGCUCUGUGAUUGGUUACAUGUUAAUGAAAGCUGUUUUAGGGGCUCCUCAACUUGUAGCUCCGUUGGACUUCAUGAGACAUCUUCUUUAAAUGCUUAUGUAAAGAACCUAGUUCAGGAGUAUAUUAAGUCACCUACUUGGGAAACAGGAGAAAACUGCUUUAUGCCUGACUGGUUUGAAGCCAAGCUUGUUGCUAUGAUGGUCUUGCUGGCUGUAGAUGUGGAAGGAAUGAAGAUUCAAUAUAAUGAAAAGCGGAGAACACAGAAUGUGUUAAGGAUAUUCUUAGAUCCUCUCCUGGAUGCUCUUAUGAAGUUUGGUACAAAUGCCUACAUUCCCUUGCUGAAAACUGACAGAUGCCUCCAGUUGCUGCUGAAGUUGUUGCACACUUGCUUGUUGAAAGGUUUCAGUACCCAAGAUGAUGAGGUGUUGACUCUUCUUCAGAACUUUUUUAUGUCUACUACAGAGAGCAUUUGUGAAUUUAUUCUCAGAAGACUUACUGUGGAUGAACUAAAUAGUGUUUCAGAUCUAGAUCGUUGCCAUUUAUACCUGAUGAUAUUAACUGAGCUUAUAAAUCUCCAUUUGAAGAUUGGGUGGAAAAGAGGUAACCCCAUUUGGAGAGUUAUUUCUCCUUUGAAAAAUGCAUCCAUUCAGCAUCUUCAGGAGAUGGACAGUGGACAGGAGCCGACACUUCGUACACAAAUUCAGAGAGUCAUGAGUAUGGCUGCUUUGGCCAUGGUGUGCAAGGCCAUUGACCAGAAGCCAGAGCUACAGCUGGAUUCCCCAGAUGCUGGGCCCACAGAAAGGUUCCUCUCCUCUCUCCAGCUCAAUCAGACGCUGCAGAAGCCCCGCGUGGAGGAUCCAAGCAGUUUUUUUGAAGAAUCAUCUUCCCAAGGAUGGGGGAAAAUAGUUGCACAAUAUAUUCAUGAUCAGUGGGUCUGCCUAUCUUUCCUGUUGAAAAAAUAUCACACCCUUAUACCAACCUCAGAGGGUGAAAUUCUGGAACCCAUUCUACCUGCUGUUCACAUGCCAAUGAGGACACUGCAGUCUGCACUAGAGGCCCUCACAAUCCUUCCUUCUGAUCAAGUUUUGCCUGUGUUCCAUUGCAUGAAAAUUUUGGUUCCCAAGCUUCUGACUUCCUGUGAAUCACUCUGCAUAGAGGCUUUUGACAUGGCUUGGAAAAUUCUAUCUACUUUAAGCAACACUCAGCUGAUAUUCUGGUCUAAUUUAAAAGCUUUUGUCCAGUUUGCUUUUGAUACCAAAGUUCUUACCAUUGCUGCAAAAAUCAAGGGCCAGGCAUAUUUCAAAAUAAAAGAGAUUAUGUACAAGAUAAUUGAAAUGUCUGCUAUAAAAACUGGAGUCUUCAAUACACUGAUAAGUUAUUGCUGCAAAUCUUGGAUAGUUUGCACUUCAAAUGUGUCCCAAGGAUCUUUAUCAAGUGCUAAAAAUUAUAGCGAACUUGUCCUUGAGGCUUGUAUAUUUGGAACUGUGUUUAGGCGUGACCAAAGACUCAUUCAGGAUGUACAGACCUUCAUAGAAAAUCUUGGACGUGAUUGUGCAGCAAAUGUUGUUAUUGAAAAAACCAAAAGAGAGGACCAUUAUGUAAGAAUUUGUGCUGUCAAGUUCCUGUGUUUAUUAGAUGGCUCAAAUAUGUCUCAUAAGUUGUUUAUGGAAGAUCUUGCAAUCAAGCUAUUAGAGAAAGAUGAACUGGUGUCCAAGUCUAGAACUCGAUACUAUGUGAACUCUCAGCAACACAGAGUGAAAAACCGAGUAUGGCAGACUCUGCUGGUCCUCUUCCCCAGAUUUGAUCAGAAUUUCUUGAAUAGAAUUGUUGACAAGAUCUUCCAGGCUGGCUUCAUCAAUAAUCAGGCAUCCAUAAAAUAUUUUAUAGAAUGGAUUAUUAUAUUGAUUCUUCAUAAAUUCCCUCAGUUUCUUCCAAAGUUCUGGGAUUGUUUUUCUUAUGGUGAAGAAAACCUUAAAACAAGCAUUUGUACGUUGUUGUCAGUUUUAUCACAUUUGGAAAUCAUAACUCAAAAUACUCCAGAAAAGAAACCAGUUCUGAAGCAAGCCCUUAUUACUGUGCUGAACUGGUGUUUCAAUCACAAUUUUAGUAUCCGACUGUAUGCCUUAGUUGCUCUUAAGAAAAUCUGGAGCAUUUGUAAAAUGCUGCAUGUUGAAGAAUUUGAUGCUUUGACUUCUGUUAUUGAAUCCAGUCUUAAUCAAGUGGAAAACAUGCAUGGAGCAGGGAAUGCCAGGAAGAAUUGGCAACGCAUCCAAGAGCAUUUCUUUUUUGCAACAUUUCACCCACUGAAGGAUUACUGUCUGGAGACCAUAUUUUACAUCCUUCCACGCCUUUCAGGCCUUAUUGAAGAUGAAUGGAUUGCUAUUGAUAAGUUUAUCCAAUUCACUGAUAUCCCUUUAGAUGCAGGAUUUCAGUGGUACCUUUCUCCAACUCAACUUUGUGAACUAAAACCAGGUGACUGGUCUCAGCAGGACAUAGGUUAUAACUCAGGCGAAGCAGAUACCCAGUCAGAGUGGACUGAUGUUCAGAAGAAGAUUAUCCCAUGGAAAAAUAAUGUUCCAGAUUUAGACCUGGAGCUAGUAUUUCAGGAUCGUGCUGCCAAACUUGGAAAAUCAAUUAGUAGACUGAUUGUAGUGGCCUCACUCAUUGAUAAACCAACCAAUUUAGGAGGCCUGUGCCGGACCUGUGAGGUCUUCGGGGCCUCGGGGCUCGUCCUUGGCAAUCUUCAGUGUAUCAGAGACAAACAGUUUCAGCACCUCAGUGUUUCGGCUGAACAGUGGCUUCCAUUAGUGGAGGUAAAACCACCUCACCUAAUUGAUUAUCUGCAAGAGAAAAAAGCAGAAGGUUAUACCAUCAUUGGUGUGGAACAAACUGCCAGAAGUUCAGACCUAACCCAAUUCCGCUUUCCUGAGAAAUCUCUACUCUUGUUGGGAAAUGAGCGUGAAGGAAUUCCAGCAUAUCUGAUCCAGCAAUUAGAUGUUUGUGUGGAAAUUCCUCAGCGGGGUAUCAUCCGCUCGCUUAACGUCCAUGUGAGCGGAGCUCUGCUGAUUUGGGAAUAUACCAGGCAGCAGCUGCUUAACCAUGGGGACAUGGUAUCAUGAAGUCGGUGCCUUAUCUGAAUUAUUGGUGCUACUGAAACAUUUUUUUAAAAUUAUUUGAACUAAUGAAAUAGAUAAUGAAAUUUGCUGGGAUGAUUUGUAUUUUUUUUCUCACAAUGCCAAAACAUUUUCAUGUGCCUUAAAUAUAUUACUCUGCUGUCCCCUUUAAUAAACAUUUUUAACUAUA